This is a messenger RNA of Plasmodium berghei ANKA, 474 nucleotides long. RefSeq names its product AP-3 complex subunit sigma, putative. The record is from RefSeq and is a predicted model, not a curated record. Gene Ontology annotation, biological process: vesicle-mediated transport; protein transport. Gene Ontology annotation, cellular component: intracellular membrane-bounded organelle. The transcript is spliced from 6 exons. NCBI's taxonomy places the organism in Eukaryota, Apicomplexa, Aconoidasida, Haemosporida, Plasmodiidae. Bases 1 to 474 code for a protein of 157 amino acids.
AUGAUAAAGGGUGUGUUAAUAAUUAACACAAAUGGAAAGCCUCGGUUUUUGCGUUUUUAUGAUGGAAGUAAUCAUGAAAGGCAACAAUUAAUAACAAAAAAAAUCCACGAAAUAAUUAUAAAAAGGCCAUCAAAUGAAUGCUGUUGUUUUAUUGAUAAUGAGGAAUUGUUUGGUUUCGAUGCAAAAGUUGUAUAUAGACACUUUGCUACGUUAUUCUUUGUUUUUAUAAUUGAUUCCAUGGAAAGUGAAUUGGGGAUUUUGGAUUUAAUUCAGGUUUUUGUGCAAGUUUUGGAUGUGAAUUUUGAAAAUGUUUGUGAGCUAGAUUUAGUAUAUAAUUAUGAACAGAUAAAUUAUAUAUUGGAUGAAAUCGUAAUGGGAGGAAUCGUACUGGAAACAAACAUUGAUGCUAUACUGGAUUCGAUAAAUGGGUCUAAAAAAUUAAUUGAUAAUGAAUCUUCAUUUUUUGGCGAUUAA